Enterobius vermicularis (human pinworm) is the source of this 1035-nucleotide messenger RNA. The record is from the annotation of a GenBank genome assembly. Lineage: Eukaryota; Metazoa; Nematoda; Chromadorea; Rhabditida; Oxyuridae.
AUGUCUUUGCAAAAGGAAGACGUUUACGAAACGGAAGAUCUGCCAGAGGUUGAUCAGUAUGUACGACAGGAAGAAGCUUACGAGUCGGAAGACGUUCAGAAGAUACAUAUCGAUGUAGAUUCUGCACUGAAACGCUUUCAAGGACGUCUGUUGGAUGCUAAUACUGUUGAUUUCUCUGACUCAAUAGACAGACGACGGCGGGUAGGGUAUGGGAGCGGUGCGUAUGUUCUCGAAGUAGUAGGGCCCGAAUCUGGCGAAUCGGAGACUUUAAGGCAGAAAUUUAGCCGUUUAAGUUUUGAGUUAAACGAUCUUUUGGAGACUUUACAGAAGCAGGAGAAAGAAGGAGGUCGUGAAGGUAGUGAGGGUAUUGAUUAUAAUGAUGUUGUGUCUAUGUUGGCAACUUUGAAAGCAUGUCAAGCAGGAAGUAAGCCAACGUGCAAUGUGGUGCCGAAAGAGCCAAGCUUACGAGCCCCUUCCCAGACUAUAUUAGACGAGAAUCGUUUUUUGAACCUGGAAGAACGUUUAAGACGUGUAGAGGUUUUCGUUGGAGGAGCAGACGCUGCAGAUGAUUUUUCGAAAACGGAAGCUCGUACAGGUUUAGCUGAAAUUAUGGAGGAUCUCCGAAUGCGGGUACAAAUGCUCAAUCCGAGCAAUGCAGAUGGAAUUCAUGCGCGGUUAAAUCAAGUUUUAGCAAAAUUACGAGAAGUAGAUGAAAGAAAGAGGGAUAAGGUGGAUUCAGAGUUUGAACAAAAAGUUGAUUCAUUGUACACCCUAAUGAUGAAAUGGGAUGAAGUGUGUACAAAUCUUCCUUCUGUGGUGCAGCGAGUUUGCGACUUAAAUAGACUCCAUGAGCAGGCUCAGCUAUUCAACAAAAAUCUGUCAGAAUUGGUUGGAGUUCGUGCACAACUACUGAAGUUAAUUGAUGGUGAAAGGUUAACAGUUUUAGACUUUAAACAACAAAUGGCAGAAGCGAUUGGUAAAGUAUCGGUGGAUAUUGAUAAAUUAAACAGUCGACUAGAAAAGUUGAAAAGUUAA